UGUAGUUUUGUGAAGGAAACACCAACAUGGCGCUGUCGGUGACUUACCCGAUUGCUUUUAAGAUGUUUUUGGGGUUUUUUGUAAUGCAUUUAAACCAAUGACAAACAAUAUUUUUCACCAUUCAUUAAUACAACAACACAAAGGACUCCUCUGCUGCUGUCUGAUGCGCAACAUGUCUGGGUCUAAUAAUGUGUGGAGUCGAAACCGGGAGAGAUUGCGACUCUUCUCUGAAGUGUUUGCUCAGUGUGCGGAUGAGGUGAGCUCUCAUAAAGGCAGGUUCAGAGGAUUUAGACCGCCUGCUGUUAAACGGAAAGUUAACGGCGUAUGGGAAGUGUGUAGCAGCUACGACGACAGGCAGACAGGAGCUGAAGAAGGACCUGUGUGCUCGAGAGUUCCAGGCACUAAAGACCUGCUUCACCCACGCCGCCAAGAAAAGAACUAAAUGAACGACGAGUCUUUGGUUUGUGGAGCAACAAGGUGGAAACCUCUCAUCUGAUCUGAGGGAUAAACAGAUUUUCUGAUGCAGGAUGAAGUUUUGUGUGAUUUAACUUUAUUCUGUAACAGAGGAACAUGUUCCUUCUUUGUUUUACUUAAACAGACCAAAGUUCAA
Nothobranchius furzeri (turquoise killifish) is the source of this 610-nucleotide messenger RNA. NCBI's taxonomy places the organism in Eukaryota, Metazoa, Chordata, Actinopteri, Cyprinodontiformes, Nothobranchiidae. The record is from RefSeq and is a predicted model, not a curated record.